This is a messenger RNA of Onychostoma macrolepis, 3678 nucleotides long. It is a transcript of the gene asic1a, whose product is annotated as acid-sensing (proton-gated) ion channel 1a. Gene Ontology annotation, biological process: sodium ion transmembrane transport. The record is from RefSeq and is a predicted model, not a curated record. NCBI's taxonomy places the organism in Eukaryota, Metazoa, Chordata, Actinopteri, Cypriniformes, Cyprinidae. Gene Ontology annotation, cellular component: membrane. Bases 230 to 1732 code for a protein of 500 amino acids. The transcript has 11 exons.
CUCCAUUAGAGCUUCAGGAUCGUCACACGAGAGCAUCCAGCGCGCGAAGCAUCAUUUCCUCACAGAUAUGUCUUUCCGUCAGUCUGUCGGAUGGACGGCGGGAUCGGAUGAUUUCUGCGCGAACGUCGGAGAAAUGUUCGGAUAACUGGCGUCGCUUUUCAGGUCCAACAUCUUUCUUCUGAAGUGCUUCAGGGAGAGUUUCGCAGCUUUGCAGUGGAAGGACUGUGCGAUGAAGACAUCAGUGAUGGAUCUUAAAGUGGAACCCAUGGACAUCGAUUACGACCAGCCGCCUCCCAUCCAAGUGUUCGCUCACACCUCGACUCUACACGGCAUCUCGCAUAUCUUCUCCUAUGAGAAGAUCACGGCCAAAUGCUGCCUCUGGGUUGUGUUUUUCCUCAGCUCACUGACCUUUCUCAUGUACGUCUGCGUCGAUCGGAUUCAGUUCUACCUGGAGUACCCUCACGUCACCAAGCUGGACGAGAUCACGACGCCCAUAAUGAUUUUCCCAGCGGUGACGAUUUGCAAUCUCAACUCCAUCCGCUUCAGCAGGAUCACACGCAACGACCUGUACCAUGCAGGCGAGCUGCUUGCGCUGCUCAACUCGAGACAUGAGAUUCGGGACGCUCACCUGGUUGAAGAAAGCGUGAUGGAGGUUCUCAAGAGCAAAGCAGACUUUCGCUCCUUCAAGCCGCGACCCUUCAACAUGUGGGAAUUCUAUAAUAGAACAGGACACGACAUAAAAGACAUGCUGCUGUCCUGCCAGUUCAGAGGUGCGCCGUGUCAACCCGAAGACUUCAGCGUGGUGUUCACGCGUUACGGGAAGUGUUACAGCUUUAACUCUGGUAACACCGGCGCGCCGCUGGUCAGCGUGAAGGGAGGGAUGGGAAACGGACUGGAGAUCAUGCUGGACAUUCAGCAGGACGAAUAUUUACCUGUGUGGGGAGAAUCAGACGACUCUUCGUUUGAGGCGGGAAUCAAAGUUCAGAUUCACAGUCAGGAUGAGCCUCCGUUUAUAGAUCAGCUGGGCUUCGGAGUCGCACCAGGAUUCCAGACGUUUGUUUCUUGCCAAGAGCAGCGACUGGUGUAUCUUCCUGCUCCGUGGGGCAGUUGCAAGUCCACUCCGCCAAGCUCCGAUUACUUCAAUGCGUACAGCAUCAGCGCCUGUCGAACAGACUGCGAGACGCGCUACCUUGUGGAAAACUGCAACUGCCGUAUGGUGCAUAUGCCUGGUGAUGCGCAGUACUGCACUCCUGUGCUCUAUAAAGAAUGUGCACAUCCAGCACUAGAUUUCCUGGUGGAGAGAGACAGCGACUAUUGCUCAUGCGAGACUCCAUGCAACAUCACGCGCUACAGUAAAGAGCUGUCUUUUGUCAAGAUCCCCAGCAAAGCGUCGGUCAAAUAUCUCGCAAAGAAGUACAGCAAAUCUGAGAAAUACAUAACGGAGAAUGUUCUAGUGCUGGACGUGUUCUUUGAGGCUCUGAACUAUGAAACCAUUGAGCAGAGGAAAGCCUAUGAGGUGGCUGGUCUGUUGGGUGAUAUCGGAGGACAGAUGGGGCUGUUCAUUGGAGCCAGUGUUCUUACGAUUUUGGAGCUUUUUGACUACCUUUAUGAGGUAAUGAAAUACAGGUUGUGCCGCUGCUCCGACAAGAAACAUCACAACAACAACAACACUGAUCACGGCACUGUACUCGGCCUGGAUGAUGUCAAAUGUCACGUCAGUAAAUUCCAUUAACAUUCCAGCUGUUUGCCUGCCAGUCAUAGUCAGAUUAUGUUCUACAUUUUAGCAGAUGGCAUCACAACACCAGCACGGUUGUGUUUUCUACGGAUUGUUCUGGCAUCUUGUGGUUGUUCUCUCUCUCUCUCUCUCUCUCUCUCUCUCUCUAUUAUGCCUGUGUGAUUUUCUAGGAUUUUUCCAAAAAUGUUUUGUGGUUUUCUGAACAAUCUGCUUUUGAUUAUGUCUCUAUAGGGCAGGAAUGUCAAAAACGUUUAAUAUUAAUUAAAUGGUUCGAUCUCUGUGUGCCUGGCCUUUUGCGACAGAAUUGCGUCCGCUAGCUUGAGGGGUUACUGUAUGUGUCACAUUUUAUUAAUUCUGUGCAUCUUAAUGGCUAUUAUAUGGCUGUAAAUGCAUCGUGACAGGCCAUUCAUUGCACAGGGAAAGACCAUAAUAUGAGGGAACACAAGUCUAAAAGGAAUACUUCACCCAAAAAUAAAAAAAAAUUACUUAAAAUUCACUCACCCUCAGGCUAUCCAAGAUGUAGAUGAGUUUGUUUCCUCAUCAGGUUUGUAAAUAUUUAGCAUCACAUCAUCUGCUCACCUCUGCAGUGAAUGGGUGCCGUCAGAAUGAGAGUCUAAACAGCCUAAAAACAUCAAAUUAAUCCACACCACUCCAGUCCAUCAAUUAAUGUCUUGUGAAGUGAAAAGCUGUGUUUGUAUGAAACUAAUCCAUCAUGAAGAUGGAUUUUUAUCAGCUGUUUGGACUCUGAUGGCACCCAUUCACUACAGAGGAUCGAUUGGUGAGCAAAUGAUGUAAUGCUACAUUUCUUCAAAUCUGAUCCCAUGAAAAAACAGACUCGUCUACAGUGAUGGGAAUAACGGUGUUAUAAAUAAACUGCGUUACUAACUGCGUUAUUUUUUUCAGUAACAAGUAAUCAAACGAAUUACUGUCUCCCCAGUUACAACGCCGUUACCGUUACUGACAUUAAAAUGCGGUGUUGCUAUAAUUUAUUAUAAUAUUAUUAUCUUUUUUUUUUUUUCAGUUCGUCUGAAUGGAUGCGCAGUGUAGCUGUAUUUGAUGUACAGUAAACUCUAGUGUGAAGGCGCACACCUCGCCGUUGCUUUGUCUCACACACGCAAAGAAAGAUACAGAGCGAGAGAGUCUUACAUGACAUGCAAAAUUGACACACUACAUUAAAACGAUAUUCUUUGUUGUAUUUUCCUGUCAAAAGUUCCUUUUGAAUUCUUCAGCUUUUAAGAACUGCAGGUUUCUCCGGUUGUAGGCGGAACUAAUGCACAAAUGACAGUCUCAUUGGCUGGCGCUCACCUAUUAUCGUCCCUGUUUUGAUUUCAGCAAAUCAAUUCAAGCGAACGCAGACAACGUGAUUAAUAUUCAUGAACCCAGCCGCUCAUUAAUCCUUAGUCCGUUUUAUAUUGUUAUUAGUAGUAGAACUCGUAGUAGUUUUGUUAUCUUAUCAGUAUUAUUUUUCUUUUUAUCUUAUUUAUUAUUAUAACAUUUUAUAUUAAGAUAUUUAAACAAUAUCUUAAGCACCACCACCAGUCCUAAGUUCAGUCAACAUGACAAAUAUGCAUUCAUACAUGGUUAUUCUAAUUACUAAAUUUCUAUCAUCAUAUAAUGCUAAAUUAUCAUAAUAUCAUGUUAUAAUGCUUGACUGACUGAUGCUAAGUGUCAGAUAUUAAUAUUAGUCUGGUGAGUAAACUAAAAAUUUACAAGCCAAUGGCGAUUCUAUUGCCAAGGUGUCCGUAGAGGGUUGAUAAUAUUUACAAUAAUCUAUUGAAUUUGACAGGUGUCUCUCACAUUGUCCCACAGAAACAUUAAAAUAGUAUAGAUUAGUGUACAAUGUUUUAUAAUAAUAAUUUAUUCUAUUUAGUGUCCAUUUCAUUCAUUUUUAACAUUGGGGGCAUCCACAUUAUUUGACGCAUUUUAACUUUUUUUUUUUUUUU